This is a messenger RNA of Daucus carota subsp. sativus, 2669 nucleotides long. RefSeq lists its product as uncharacterized. NCBI's taxonomy places the organism in Eukaryota, Viridiplantae, Streptophyta, Magnoliopsida, Apiales, Apiaceae. The transcript has 10 exons. The record is from RefSeq and is a predicted model, not a curated record. The coding region runs from base 146 to 2482 and encodes 778 amino acids.
AGACAGAACAACGUUUAAACUUAAACACUCACAAGACUUCACAGCUGUGUUCUAAAACUACAAACAGACACAAGAAUAGCUGUAGCGCUUCCCUGUUACACGCAAAACACACACAAUUAAACACUUGAUAUUUCGCUUAUCGAAAAUGGAAGCUGCGCAUUUAUCGGUCCAGAGAUUUCUGAAGACUAUUACAGAAGAAGAAGAAAGGGAGGUUCAGCAACAAGGAGAAGUAGAAGAGCAAAAUGAUGAAGAGUUCUAUGAAGAGAUUGAGGCUCCUAAGUUUGUGGAUUUCACCGCUUCCGAUGACCCUUUUCGCCCCGAUGAUUGUUACUGGUUCUGCUUGCGUGUUGGAUGUGACCGAAAACAUGAGGAGGAACUGGACCCUGAAGAGAUUUCAAAAAAUUUUGUGCUUAGGGUAAUGGCAGCAAGGAGUCCUAAUAUAAGACUUCGAAGAGCACUAAAUGGAAGAAAUAAGAGUAUGAAAUGCCCACUUUCCGCUCCUGCGAAAUCCUCAAGGUCUAGGUUACCAAGAUUAGCUAUGGUUUCAUCCAUGUCUCAAAAGAUGUUAGACACCAAGGAGAAAGUCGGAACUCAUCCCAAGGUUAAUUUGAGUUCAACACCAAUGGUUAAGGGAAAGCAAGUUGCUUCCAAGUAUAUGACUACUCCAAGGAACAAGAGAAAUGUGUCAAAUCAAGCAUCCUUUCGAAGUGUUCAGAACCCAAGACCAACUAAAGCUACAGUCCUUAAAAGUUGCUUGGUAGCAAAAACUCUAGUGUUUCACUCUCCUAAGAAAGCCAUACCCACAGAAACUGCAGUGGAAUUGCAUACCCCUUUGACAAAGCUUUGUGAAGGGAUGAAGAGGUUGGAGAUAACAAGUCAGAGGAAGCGUCUGUUGGGGUAUACUGGAAAACCGGCAAAGGGAAGCAAAUGUACUCAGAAUUCAGUAGCUAUCGAAUCCUCUAGAAAACAGCGCACAAUUCAAGAUGGCAAAAGUAUGCCUUUAUGUCAUCAAAAUUGCAAAGGGAAGGAGGCAAAAUCCUUAAAAAAAGUCAAGAGCAAUAAACAGAUACCAACUGAGCAGUUUGAGAAAAAUUCAGAAGAUGCUUCCAGAAAAGAGAGGAUUGACACAGAAUCAAAGGAUGGUUCGGCAUUAGAUACUCCAGUAAGAAAAGAAAUUGCACAAGGUGAGGCUUUAAGAAUGGGGAAAACAUCUGAAGUUGUUGAGUCUGGAGAUUCUAAAGAAUGUAUGUCGAAACACAGUUCAAACACAGUGAUCAACUCUGCAGGAAAUGAAACAAACUAUUUGAGCAAUCUAGACACAAAAGUAGUAUUGAGUGAUGAAUCUGUAUCCUGUCAUGAAAUAGCAGCUGAAAGAAACAAGCAUUUAAAAACUGGAGUUUCUGUAAAAGAAGUAUCAGUGGCGGAGGUGCAACUGCCUUCUGGAAGAAAUUCAAACUCGUCGAUAGGUAAUGUAGGUGACAUAUGUUCUCUGGUGGAUCCAGAAGGGGUUAAUUUUCCCACAUCUCAUGCUCUUGUUGAAGAAGGGAUAGAAGACAAGGACAUAAUAAAUAAAGAAGAUCGUACAAAAAAAGGUUCAAAGAAUGAAAUUAUGAUUGGUGAUGAUAAAGAAAAUGGCCAAGCCCCUGACAUGAACGGAGCUGUUAACCGUAACACUAAUCAUUCUAAGAAGAAAAUACUUGGAAGGAAGCAGACACAUGAAAAUGACAAAAAAGUUGUUCGAGAAGUAAAAGAUGGUCUCAGCACUGCAACCCCUGCUGCUCCAGAUGUGAAAAUCAAGAAGCCAAAGCCAACACAUCCUAAACCUUUCAGACUAAGGACUGAUGAGCGGGGUAUUCUUAAGGAAGCGAACAUGGAGAGAAAACUUCACCAUCCUCAGAUCCAAGCUGCAGCAGUUUCUGGUUUUCGAGGUGGAAACUCACAGAGAAGACGUGGAAAUGAUACCAAAGAAAAUGAAAAAUUAUCAGCACAAAGCAACGGAAGCAAUAAUAAUUUCGAAUGUAAUGAUAAAGAAUCAUCAGAAGAAGUGCAAAAGGCUGCAGCUAAGUUGAGCAGAACAGCUCGCCUGCAGACUAUACGAGAGCAAGCAUGUAAAACUCCACAAAGACGUUUCAAUUCGGUGCAGAAAAAUCCGAAUCAUACAAGUUUCUCACAAAAAAAUAUCAACAAUAAUGAGAAUAAAAAACCUGAAGAUUGCAUAAGAAAACUAAAAUCACCUUCUCUGAGUCAACUUGUUAGGCCUGAAGGGAAGCAGAUGAAUUCAUUGAAACCCCAGGGCAAUGGGCUUUGCGUAAUAAAGGAAACAUCAAAAGCUAAGUUAGCAGGGAAGCCAUGUCAAAGUGGUAUGGUCUCAUCAACAAAAUCAACAACUUCUGCUGCAUUCAAGACAUCAUCAUCCAGGUGCCCAACUUUUCACACUGUUAGCGUAUCCAAGAAUCAGGGUUGUGCAAAGAAGAUUAAGUAGGUUAUUCCCGUUGUAUCCUUGUUGUUAUCUGUAUUAAGUUUUGUUGUUCAUAUAUUGAAUUACUGCAAGUCCUCGAAAGGUUUGAUCUAUAGGCUCAUUUUUUCUGUAUUAUGCUUGGAAGCUUCAGCUUGAAGAAGAAAGACAUGUUGUCGUAGAAAGUAUAUAUAAUUUGUUCACUUCCUUCAAA